Molecule: messenger RNA, 1284 nt
Organism: Emys orbicularis (European pond turtle)
Lineage: Eukaryota; Metazoa; Chordata; Testudines; Emydidae
Gene: TEAD3
Product: TEA domain transcription factor 3
Exons: 12
Coding region: 61-1284 (407 amino acids)
Biological process (GO): hippo signaling; positive regulation of transcription by RNA polymerase II; embryonic organ development
Cellular component (GO): transcription regulator complex
Molecular function (GO): DNA-binding transcription factor activity, RNA polymerase II-specific; RNA polymerase II cis-regulatory region sequence-specific DNA binding
Source: RefSeq, a predicted model, not a curated record
UCCAACAGCUGGAACGCCAGCGGCAGCCCCGGGGAGGGGCAGGAAGAUGGACAGGAGGGAAUGGACAAGAGUCUGGACAAUGAUGCCGAGGGGGUGUGGAGUCCAGACAUUGAGCAGAGCUUCCAGGAGGCACUGGCGAUCUACCCCCCCUGCGGCCGGCGGAAAAUCAUCCUCUCGGACGAAGGCAAGAUGUACGGUCGCAAUGAAUUGAUAGCGAGAUACAUCAAGCUCCGGACGGGGAAAACACGGACGAGAAAACAGGUCUCUAGCCACUUGCAGGUUCUAGCCAGACGGAAAUCUCGCGAGAUUCAGUCCAAGCUGAAGGCCAUGAACUUGGACCAGGUCUCGAAGGACAAGGCCCUGCAGAGUAUGGCCUCCAUGUCAUCUGCACAGAUCGUAUCCGCCAGCGUCCUGCAGAACAAACUCAGCCCCCCUCCUCCUCUUCCUCAGGCUGUCUUCUCUGCUCCCACCAGGUUUUGGAGCGGACAGCCUGGACCCUCUCAGGACAUUAAACCAUUUGCACAACCAGCCUACCCCAUCCAGCCACCAAUGCCUCCAUCACUAGCCAGUUACGAGCCCCUGGCUCCUCUCCCACCGGCUGCCUCGGCCGUGCCCGUCUGGCAGGACCGCACCAUCGCCUCCGCCAAGCUGCGGCUCCUGGAAUACUCGGCGUUCAUGGAGGUGCCGCGGGAUGCUGAAACGUAUAGCAAACACCUCUUCGUGCACAUUGGGCAGACGAACCCCUCGUACAGCGACCCCCUGCUGGAGGCGGUGGACAUCCGCCAGAUCUAUGACAAGUUCCCCGAGAAGAAGGGGGGCCUGAAGGAGCUCUACGAGAGAGGACCCCAGAACUCCUUCUUCCUUGUCAAGUUCUGGGCGGAUCUGAACAGCACUAUCCAGGACGGUCCUGGGACCUUCUAUGGCGUGAGCAGCCAGUACAGCAGCGCAGAGAACAUGACCGUCACCGUCUCCACCAAGGUGUGCUCCUUCGGGAAGCAAGUCGUCGAGAAGGUAGAGACAGAGUACGCACGGCUGGAGAAUGGCCGGUUCGUCUAUCGAAUCCAUCGGUCCCCCAUGUGCGAAUAUAUGAUCAACUUCAUCCACAAACUCAAGCAUCUCCCGGAGAAGUACAUGAUGAACAGCGUCCUGGAGAAUUUCACCAUCCUGCAGGUUGUUACGAAUAGGGAUACCCAGGAAACCUUGCUCUGUAUAGCCUUUGUUUUUGAGGUAUCCACCAGCGAGCACGGCGCCCAGCACCACGUAUACAAGUUGGUCAAAGACUAG